Molecule: messenger RNA, 1368 nt
Organism: Pogonomyrmex barbatus (red harvester ant)
Lineage: Eukaryota; Metazoa; Arthropoda; Insecta; Hymenoptera; Formicidae
Gene: Sce
Product: E3 ubiquitin-protein ligase Sce
Cellular component (GO): PcG protein complex; ubiquitin ligase complex
Molecular function (GO): ubiquitin protein ligase activity; chromatin binding
Source: RefSeq, a predicted model, not a curated record
UUGAUAGUAAACUCCCCGACCCACCUCCGGUCGCACGCGUUGUAAUCAAGAUGGCAUCUACGGAACAAGUUGGACUGAACAAAACAUGGGAAUUAUCACUCUACGAAUUACACCGUACUCCGCAGGAUGCGAUCACCGACAAUACAGAAAUCGCCGUCAGUCCCCGCAGUCUGCAUAGUGAACUUAUGUGCCCUAUUUGUUUAGAUAUGUUAAAAAAGACGAUGACCACCAAGGAGUGUCUCCACCGUUUUUGCUCGGACUGUAUCAUUACAGCUUUACGUAGCGGCAAUAAAGAAUGUCCUACAUGUCGAAAGAAAUUGGUUUCUAAGAGAUCUCUUAGACCAGAUCCAAAUUUUGAUUUGCUAAUCUCAAAAAUUUAUCCGAGCAGAGAUGAGUAUGAGGCUCAUCAAGAACGAGUUUUGGCUAAGCUGAAUAAAUCACAUUCACAAGCUGCACUCGUUAAUUCUAUUACAGAGGGCAUUAAAUUGCAAAGUCAAAAUCGUCCACAGCGUUCAAGAAAGAAUGCCAAUGAAUCUGAUAAUGCAAAUAAUGCAACAUCUUAUAGCAAUACGCCAAAUAUUAGCACACCUACAACACCAAAUCCAUCUACAAAUGUAGCAAAUCAAAGUGAUUCGUCUCAAAGUACAACAGGACUUAUGAACAGUGGAGGAACAACAUCUAGAAAUUCUACUACACCAUCACCAAACCCUGCAAAUCAAAUUCCAAAACCAUCAAAACGACAGAAAAGCCUUCAAAAUUCAGAAAAUGAUUCCUCUAGUGCAGAAGCUGAGACAGGUGGUGGGGAUUCUAUGGUUGAUACAGAAGGUGAAGGUCCUAGCGAGCCUUUAAUGCUCAAUGAAAUUGAACUUGUCUUUAAACCACAUCCUACAGAAAUGGCUGGUGACAAUUCUCUAAUAAAAGCAUUGAAAGAAAACAGCAUUCGUUAUAUAAAAACAACAGCAAAUGCUACAGUGGAUCACUUAAGUAAAUAUUUGGCAAUGCGUUUAACGUUAGAUUUGGAUACAGAACUGUCGGAAUCAGAUAGACUAUUAAAUUUCUGUAUCUAUAUCGCACCUUCACCUGGACAACUUGUAGUAUUAAGUGGUUCGCAAACAUUACGACAAGUGAACGAUAAAUUUUGGCGUGUCAAUCGACCUUUGGAAAUGUAUUACUCAUGGAAAAAGACCUAGGGAAGACUUCGGAAGUAUCAGUCGGACGGGAGCUAAUUGCUCCGAAAAAAAGGAUAAAUAGUUAUUUAUAUUAUAUGUAAGAAAAUACAAUAAAAUAUAUAUCAAAUAUGGAAAAUAUGGAAAAUACACACACACAUAUACAUAUAUAUAUAUAUAUAUAUAUAUAUAUAUAUAUAUA